Messenger RNA from Hyla sarda, 1422 nucleotides. Its product is annotated as olfactory receptor 1009-like. Gene Ontology annotation, biological process: G protein-coupled receptor signaling pathway. Gene Ontology annotation, molecular function: G protein-coupled receptor activity; olfactory receptor activity. Gene Ontology annotation, cellular component: membrane. Lineage: Eukaryota; Metazoa; Chordata; Amphibia; Anura; Hylidae. The record is from RefSeq and is a predicted model, not a curated record. The transcript has 3 exons. The coding region runs from base 1 to 1422 and encodes 473 amino acids.
AUGACUGAUGAGGAGUGGGAUGAUGCCCUCUCCUCACAUCUGUGCGUCUCACCUUCUAUCAACAACAGACUGAUUCAGCUGUACAUGUUCCACCAGUCGUACCUCACCCCGAUACGCUUGGCUAAAAUGGGUAGGCGCCCAGACUCAUCUUGCCACCGUUGUGGACAUCCUGACACUGACUUUAUGCACAUGAUGUGGUCCUGCCAUUAUAUAGCAUCAUUCUGGUCCGAGGUGAUACAGUUUCUUAAUUCCUUAACUCGACGACCAGUGCCGAUGCUCCCGAGGCACUGCCUUUUGGGUCUUUUUGAUGAGGAACUGUGGUCGCCAGCUGAGAUCAUCUUCCUCAGGGAGGUUCUCUUCCUUGCACGCAAGGCCAUAGCAUUGCGUUGGAUGGACUCUAGGACUCCCACGGUUGCUGGUUGGAAGGCCCUCGUGAACACCUCAGUGAACUAUGAGUAUCUGGUUUACAAACAUCGUAAAAAGCCACAGUCAGAGGUGUAUGGAGAGACGAAUCAAACUGUGGUCACAGAGUUUUUCCUCUUAGGAUUUCAGGUCAGUCGAGGGUUAAGACUUUUCCUGUUCUGUCUGUUCCUUGUGGUUUAUUGUCUGACAAUAUGUGGGAAUCUCCUGAUCAUCACCCUGGUGUCCACCAGCAAGAACCUCCACACCCCAAUGUACUUCUUCAUCUCACAUCUGUCCAUCAGUGACAUCUUGGUGAGCACAGAUAUUGUCCCCAACCUUCUCCACAUCCUACUGAAUAAUGGGGGGACCAUGACUUUUAUUGGUUGUAUGACUCAGUUUUAUUUCUUUUGUGCCUCAGAAACAUUUGAAUGUCUUCUCCUCACAGUGAUGUCUUAUGACAGAUAUGUGGCCAUCUGUAAUCCCCUCCGUUACUCCUCUAUUGUAACACAUGGAAUUUGUAUGAAAUUGGCCGCUAUGUGUUGGUUGUUGGGUAUUGCCAUUUCAUCCAUUAUCUCCACAACACCACUGAAGCUAAUUUUUUGUGGCUCCAACAUCAUUGACCACGUAUUCUGUGACAUUCUUCCCUUGCUUGGACUUGUCUGUUCUGAUGCCUUCAUUGUUCAGCUGGAGAUCUAUGUACUAGGUAUCCCAAGUGUAAUAAUCCCAACCACAAUCAUUGUUGGGUCUUAUACUUAUAUUGUUCUAACAAUCCUAAGGAUCCCAUCCAAUUCUGGUAGACAGAAAGCCUUCUCCACCUGUAGCUCCCACCUCAUUGUGGUCUCCAUAUUCUAUGGGACUAUAUUCAGUGUUUAUAUUGUCCAAACAAAAGGACAAACACUGACCAUGAGUAAAAUCCUCUCCCUGCUAUAUACUGUGUUCACUCCUCUGGUCAACCCCAUUAUAUACAGUCUGAGGAAUAAAGACAUUAAGAAAGCUGUACAUCAUUUUAUUAAACAUUGA